UAGUCUUACUUUAUUCAUCCUGGCUCACUGCCUGUUUCCUGUUCACACCAUAGCAAAUGUGAUCUUUUCAGAAAUGUAAAUCUGUUCAUGUUUCCCUUCAGCACCCUCCUUGAAACACAUUAGUGUCUUUUGUUUGCUCAUAGGAUAGAGACCAAAAUACUUAAUAUGACCCACUGGGCUCUAUGUAGUGCAGCCCCUACCAACUUCCUCUUGUACCAUGUUCCUGCUCAUUCUCUGUGCUUGAGUCACACUGGCUUUUCAUUAUCUGAGAUGUGCUAUGCUCACAGGCAGUUUGCACAAGCAGCUUUGGUCCUUCAGAUGCCUUUUUCAGGGAAACCUCCUUUGACCGUGCUGCUCUUCCCCAGUCAUAAGUUCCCAGCAUUGUAUCUCUCCUUUCUAGCCCUUUUCACAGAUACAAUUUUGCAUUUUUUUUGCCUGAUCCUUUUAAUGUAGGUCUGCUCUUUACUAGAACAUAAUAUAAGCUCCCUGAGGGCAGGGACUAUACCUUUUAUUUUUUUAUUUUUAUAUGAUUGUAUUCCUAGCACUUGGCACAGUGCCAGGUACUCAUUAAAUGUUGGUUGUAUGGAUCAACUGAUAAAUGAACAGUUGAGCUCAACUCUCCACUUUAAUUUUAUGUUAACAUUUACCAUACAAAGUUGUUUUCGGGACAUUGUACUUAAGCGAUUCUGUUGAACUGUAAGCAAUCAGAGUUGACUGAGCCUGAGUCCUUUUUCUUGUAGGAAGGAAUUUUUGGCCUUACUAUAAUAUUGGAAGGGAUGAAAAUGCAAAAAAAAGGAGCUAUACAAGUUAAAUCACAGCAUAUUUUUCAUUUAGUUCUUGGUCCUUAGACUAUCAAGAUUGCACACGUAGCUCUGGAUAUCAGAGCUAGAAGAUAGAACUUUCAAGAUAACUUGGUUUUGCAUAAACAGAAAUCUAAAAUAUAUGUUAGUUUUGAUAAUGUGUCCUAUCUUUGGUUGAAGAGAAGAUGGAAAUUCUAGUUUUCUAACUUCUCUAUCUUUCUUGAAAGAUAGAAAAAAAUGGAAUGGGGUUGAAUCCUAGCUUCAGGAAGCUGCGUAAGACUUAGCAUCUCUUCGUCUAAAGAGAGCUAAAAGAAUGGAAGUACGUAACUCCUGCAAGGGUGUUAUUUAUUGGCUAGUACCUGUUGGUGGGAUAUAGUUUCUGGUUGUAUAAGAGCAUCAUAUGGUAUAUUACACCUUACAUAUUACCUGUGUUCUGAAUUUAAAGAACAAUUUAAGAUUGAUAAACAUUUUCUGCUUUAACUUACGCUGUCAUUUACCCAACACAGGAUAAGAUUGAAAGAUUAAGAUGAAACAAGAUUGGCUGUGUUUUGAUAUUAGAAGCCCUGGUGGCACAGUGGUUAAGUGCUUGGCUGAUAAUGGAAAAGUUGGCAGUUCGGAACUCACCAGCCACUCCGCUGGAGAAAGAUGUGGCAGUUGGCUCCUGUAAAGAUUACAGCCCUGGAAACCCUAUGGGGCGGUUCUGCUCUGUUAUAUAGGAUCGUUUGAGUCCAAAUCAACUAGAUGUCAAUGGGUUUAGUUUUUUGGUUUUAUGUGAUGAUAAUAGUUGAAGUUGAGUAAUAGGUGCAUAGGGGUUUCACUAUAUUAUUGGUUUUACCUUUGCAUGUAUUCGAAGCUUUACAUAUUGAAAAGAAAAAAAGAUUUCCAUCAUUUUGCUUACAGUUCGUAAUGGUGCAAUUCAUUUGCGCCUCUAAAAUGGGUGCUUUAUCCUCACAGUCAUUUAAUUAAGUUUAUAAACAUUUAUUGGUCUCUUAUAUUUUUCAUACUUUUGUUAUUUGUAUUUUUCACAGUUGUGAGACCCAAAAAUGAACCAAUGUCAUCAUAUUGAUUCUAAAUUCAAUAAGAUAAUUUUCCUCUUUGUCCUGUGUAGUGCAAAAACAUACUUGCCUUACUUUCCAACAGUAGACAAUGAUCCUUGACUUUUCCCUUCUCCAGUUCUGAUGAAAUUGCAUGUUAUUAUGUGUCUGGUUCUUUGAGUCAUUUCUUAGGCAAAGAGAAAGUAAAGUAUACCCUUACAUACAAGAUGAAGAAAUGUGUGUGCUUAAAUAAUGUACUUCCAAAGAUUGGUAGACUUAAAAGCUCUUUUAAGUAUUCGUUUGUUUCAUUUUAAUACUUUCACAUAAUUAACACUUACAGAUGUGAAUAUAGCUUUUUAUAGGUAUUGGAUUUUAUGACUUUAACAUGUAGGUAUAUUAAAGUCAUGGCAUUUUACAUGUGAUUUUUUCCCCCCUUUUCUAGAGUGAAUCUUUGGUGGUUUGUGAUGUUGCUGAAGAUUUAGUGGAAAAGCUGAGAAAGUUUCGUUUUCGUAAAGAAACGAACAAUGCUGCCAUUAUAAUGAAGAUUGACAAGGAUAAACGCCUGGUGGUACUGGAUGAGGAGCUUGAGGGCAUUUCACCUGAUGAACUUAAAGAUGAACUACCUGAACGACAACCUCGCUUCAUUGUGUAUAGUUAUAAAUAUCAACAUGAUGAUGGAAGAGUUUCAUAUCCUUUGUGCUUUAUUUUCUCCAGUCCUGUUGGAUGUAAGCCUGAACAGCAGAUGAUGUAUGCUGGGAGUAAAAAUAAGCUAGUCCAAACAGCUGAACUAACCAAGGUAUUUGAAAUACGAAAUACUGAAGACCUGACUGAAGAAUGGUUACGUGAGAAACUUGGAUUUUUCCACUAAUGUGAACUUCUGUGUUUCUAAAGUAUUUAUGUAUUAACCUGACCAUACUGGAACCAGACAUAAAUACUUAUUUAUGCCUAAAAAUGCACUGUUAUUUACAGUUUGUUUCCUGCAGUAAAGAAAAAUCUUCAUUUGUGCAAAGUUUGAACAAAGAGGAAAUUAUCUUCAUAGUAAUGAAACUUUGUAAAGUGUUUCCUUAUAUUUGUAAUUGUUAGGUGGACUACUUCUCUCCAGGAACUUUUUGCACUCUUGUGACUAAUUUCUAUAACUUAUGGUUCAGAAUUUGUUACUAUUUACAGACACCAUUGGAAAGUGGGUAUUAGAUUGUGAUAGACAACAGUUGCCUCCUUUUGACAAAUACUGGAUAUUAGCAGUUUAUAUAUGAAAAUAACAUACUAUCACUUGUCAAAUCUUUGAAAUUAAUUUGGGGUUAAAGACUUGAGUGACCUAAUUUUGAGCCAUGACUAGUAAUGUACUGUAGUGUAACCUACAUUGCGAGUACAUUUUUCAUCAAUUCUGUACCUUCUUUGGUUUCCUGUAUCUUUUUAAUCAAGUCCAGAAAUUGUAUUCAUCAAUCAUUCUUAAAGUCUGGAAGUUAGAUUUUAUAGUAAAGUUAUGACUAUAACUAUUAGGUUUUCUUCUUUUGGAAAGUAGUGUCUUAAUCUUAAAAAUUGGUGGGUUAUAACUAAUCAAGGGCUUCAUUUCUGAUUAUGUCAUUUCUAGAUAGUUUGGAAGCUAGGUUAAUAACACUAUUUAGAAAGCAUCUCCUAAUGUCAUAUGAACACUAGUUAUUUGAAAUAUGUUAACACUGUGCCUUUGAUUUGUUAGCUUUAAAGUUAGUUUAAAACUUUUACACUGCCAGUAUUCCAGAUUUGGUGAAAUCAAUACUUUUGUAAAGGGUCCAAGUAAAAUAAUUUUCUAAUGUGUGUAUCUGAAAUUUGUAAUAAAAUCAACUUCAUUUUUUUUAAAUUCCAACUAUCUGCAUGCAUUGGUGAAUAUUUGGCAGUUGUUAGUUAUAAUUUUAGAUAUAUUUGUGAUUUAAGUUUGUGCCAUCGGGAAAAGUUACUUAUCUUAAAACUUUGGCCAUAGUUAAUAACAUUAACACAUCAAUAGAAUUUGCAUCUUAUAUUCUAAAUGUCAGAAGAUGCUCUAAUUUUGAGCCAAAUAAUUAACCAGUUUUGUUAGAUGCAAAUAUCCUUGGCAUAAAGCAAGGAUUCUGAUAUAUAGUGUACUCUUAAAAAUGUAAGUAACUGUUUAACACUAGUUUGACAAAAGAUCUAGACACUCAAGACUAACCAAAUUUAGUGGGUAAAUUCUUAUAUUAAGAAUAUUUUAGUUAUUUCAAAACUAGCAAAGACGUUUUUCUGUGUUGGUGUUUUCCAUUCAUAUGUUCUUUGUAUCCUUUUUGAGGUUUCUGUGCCAACUUCAGUAAAGAGGUAAAGAUGGUUGAAAUUUUCACAAUACUGAAGAGAGCAUCUUCUCUUCCCAAUACCUAUAGCUUACUAUUUGACUCCACUAAUCUAGAAAUAAGGAAGCAAUAGGAAGUUAGUUGGAGAUGAGAAAGUGGUAAAGUGGUAUUUGUUUUGGUUAAUGAGUGAAAAUGAGUCUUUAUUCCAAUUUCCAGAGAGAGAGAAAACUUCACCCAGGAAGUUUAUGAAUUCUUUAAACAGGUAUUUUGAUAUUGGAGAAUAACUUGCUUAAAAUUCUGCAGAAACGCAAAUGUUAUCCAAGUGAAUGGAGAGUGUUAACGUUUUUGAAUGAAGGAAAUAAGAUUUUAUUUCACUUGGUUCACAGCAAUAAGAGAAACUGACUAGGGCUGUAAGAAUGUAGUUUUUAAUGAGGUUCCUUAUUGUGUCUUGUGUGGUUUUUUUGUUUUUGUUUUGAAAGCUCUGUCCUCCAUAAUGUUAGAUAAUAUUGACCUGCCAUACACAGAGCUCUUGGUUCCGCUGUUCUCUAAAAGGGGCAAGGAGCUGUAAUAAAUCAUGCUUUUUUGAGCUUCUCUGACUCUCCUUAUUAGUAACAUGUAUUUUUGCAAGACAACAGAUUGAGGUUAGGGGAUCAGUAGAAUGAUUUUUUACUCCUUGUCUAUAUACUACUAAAUGUCCUAAAGGGAGAUUUAUAAAUCCCAUGCGCGAACGUAUUCUUAAAUUUUAUAUAAAUUUCCCUUUUAUCUGACCAAAUUUUGCAUUGUUCUUUUAUAUUUCCUAUUUGAUCUUCUUUCUGCCUUCUCUCAAAUGGUAACUCUAGAUUUCGUAAUUCCAGUUUUUACAUUCCAUAUCUUUCUGGUACAGGCUAUUCCCAUUCAGUCUUAAAUUGUAAUCUUUCCUUUUUGGCAGCAGCUUUUGGUCCUGGGAACCUCCUUCAUGGUCUUCUAAAUCAGCAUUAGUUUUGAAAUUGUUAGCUUUGCAUAAGUUCUGCAUAGCAUCUAAUGUUGUCAAAAUAGAGCCAACUAGUAUUCACAGUAUGUUUUCAGUAUGGUUUUUGUGGCAACAUACAUGACUUAUGAAGAAAACUGUUCUCAGGUUACUAUGCUGAAAUUCCAAAAUGUUGUCUGAGUUUUGAAUAGUAUUUACUUUGUUCUGGUAUUGAAACAAUUGUUAGGAAAAAGUUGGUUGACUGUUUUUGUUUAAUUGACUUCUAAAACGUUUGAAUUGUCUAUUUCUAAAAAGUUUACUAAAUGCCUAGUGCAGUUAAACAUACUCUUGUUUAAGGGUGUUGCUAAAUUUUUUAUUGUUGUUACUAAAUAAUCUUUGUAGCAGAAUGUCUGUUAGCACUUUUCCCUCCCUUUUUAUCUCCUAUUUUCAGGAGUCAAAUGUAGCCAUAAACUGAAUCCUGGUCUGACACUUAACUAAAAAUUUCCAGUUAGGGGAGUUUACUGCCAAAUUAAAUUUGGCUGUUUUCCCCCCACACAUAUAGAUAAUAAGGAAGGCAUCCUUUAAAAAAAAAAAAAAAAUGUGUGGACUACUUUUAAAACCCAAGCAAUGUCAUUAAUCCAUAAUGUGGACUAGUGAUGAAUAGAUAUUUUCAUAAGAGUUUAAAUGCUGAUAUUCGGUGGAAGUAGAGAGUAACUUGUAUUCUGUCAGUUCAAAUAUUCUUAGUACGGUUGCUUUCCCUAUUUGUUCAAUAGACUGAUAAUACUGAAAUCUACAGAAUUUGAGCCUUUACAACUUAUGUGAAGGGAUGUCUCAAACAUUUUCUGUCAAACCUUAUUUUGUAUUUCUGCAAGAAUGUAAAUAAUCAUCUAGACCACUUAAAAUCAAUGGUCCCAAGUUGAAUAUUCUUGAGAAAUUUGUUUCCUGUUAUGCCAUUUGACAUUUCAAAUCAGUGAUCAUAUUCCUGUAACUACAUUAAGAUUGUGAUAGAAACUUUUUUUGUUUUUGUUUUUUGGAAUAUAAUUCAUGCACAUGUAAUUACUUGAAUAUUGUUUGAAAUCACUAACAUGUCAGGGCAGUUCCCACUGAUUUCAAUGGUCCAAUAUAAUCUCAUUCCGGAGGCUUGAAACAUUAAUGGUCAGUCUUGUGAAUUUUAACAGUUCCCUGUCAAUGUUUAACAAAAUCAACAACUGGCACAACGUCUUAUGCUGUGGUUUCAGUCUCUGCUAGUUCAUACUGCAUGUUUAUUUUGGACAGUCUUCUGUUAAGCAUGGUGCUUGUACUGGUUUAAAUAAAAUGUUAACAUGAAA
Molecule: messenger RNA, 6384 nt
Organism: Trichechus manatus latirostris (Florida manatee)
Lineage: Eukaryota; Metazoa; Chordata; Mammalia; Sirenia; Trichechidae
Gene: GMFB
Product: glia maturation factor beta
Exons: 6
Coding region: 2373-2702 (109 amino acids)
Biological process (GO): negative regulation of Arp2/3 complex-mediated actin nucleation; actin filament debranching
Cellular component (GO): actin cortical patch
Molecular function (GO): actin binding; Arp2/3 complex binding
Source: RefSeq, a predicted model, not a curated record